CCAGGCUUCAAUACGUUGCACAUUUCAGCUGCCAAAUGGAAAUGUCCAAGCUGUUUCUCUCCUUUGUUAUCUGUCAAGUCUUGUUUUUCUUCCCUGUACCAAUGCAAGGUGUUCGUGGAAAUGCAAACCUCUUCCGGAAGUACAUUGGAUCUGAAUCCAAAAAUGUGACAUUCUAUGAUGUACCAAUCAAUCCAGGCAUCCAAUUUCACUUCGUUCUUGCAUUUGCCAUUGACUAUGAUUCCUCUUCAUCUCCAUCUCCCACCAGUGGAAGAUUCAAUGUUUUCUGGGACAGCAAUAAUCUUAGCCACUCUCAUAUCUCUUCCAUUAAGAAUCAGCAUUCAAAUGUCAAAGUGACAUUGAGCCUUGGAGGAGAUACUGUUUUGGAAAACUAUUGUGCUGACUUUCAACCUUUUUCAGUUGAUACCUGGGUUUCUAAUGCUGUUUCUUCACCUACCAGCAUCAUCAAAGAGUACAAUCUCGAUGGCAUUGAUAUUGACUAGGAGCAUUUCAAGGCAGAUCCUAAUACAUUUGCAGAGUGUAUUGGGCAACUCUUAACAACCCUAAAGCGUAACAGGGUAAUAUCAUUUGCUUCAAUAGUUCCAUUUGAAGAUGAUCAAGUCCAGAGCCAUUUCUUGGCUCUAUAUGUAGAAGAGUUGUGGACACCUUAUAGAUUAUGUGAACUUCCAAUUUUAUGCAUAUAAUAACAGGACAACAAUUUC
Molecule: messenger RNA, 719 nt
Organism: Rubroshorea leprosula
Lineage: Eukaryota; Viridiplantae; Streptophyta; Magnoliopsida; Malvales; Dipterocarpaceae
Source: the annotation of a GenBank genome assembly